AUGGCGCUGAUCUGCAUGACGGUGUGGGCGUUCCCGCCUGUGCAGCGCCUCGUCCUGAUGCCCGUGCUGAACUUCUUCCUGGAAGCGCUGAUAUGCAUGAACAGUGUGACAGUCUUUCAACUGAUGAGAUAUCCCUUGCUGCCCGUGCUGCCCUUCUUCCUGAAGGCGCUGACCUGCAUGAGGGUGGGAGUGAUCCCGUCACUGAUGUACUCCUUCCUGGUGCCGCCCAUCAGCUUGACAGCGCUGCUCUACAUGAACGUGGUGGCGGCCCCGACUCUGAUGAAAGUUAUGGUGAUGUUCGUGCCGACUUCCAGAUUGACAGCGAUGCUCUGGAUGAAUGUGGUGGCGAUCCCGCCUGUGCUGCGCUAUCCCCUGCUGCAUGUGCCGACCAUCUACUCCACCACGCUGGUAUACGCGAGUGUGUUGGCGACCCCGCCCCUGAGGAACUACCUCCUGAUGUUCUGUUCUGCUGGUGCGACGAUCCUGCAUACGCCGUUCGAAUUGCACGUGAUGCUGAUGCGCGACCUCCUGGGGCAGUGA
Prorocentrum cordatum is the source of this 540-nucleotide messenger RNA. The record is from the annotation of a GenBank genome assembly. NCBI's taxonomy places the organism in Eukaryota, Dinophyceae, Prorocentrales, Prorocentraceae.